AUGUGCGCCGCGGCGGCCGACCUCGAGGCGCGUCAGCUCCGCAUCCUCGGCCGUAUUGCCGACCUCGAGCUCGCCGCGCAGCAGCACCGCCUCGGGGCGCUCUCCAUCUCCGCCGCGCCCUCGGAGAACGGCGAGGCCGACGCGGGGGCCACCGAGGCGCGGCUCUCGGCCCUCCUGGCCGCGCGCGGCGUGCGGGACUUCGCCUUCCGUCGCGUUCCCGCCGACUACUACGACCGCUCCCUCGAGGAGCGCUGCGGCCUGCUCCGAGCCGACUCAGUCGCCCAGCUCUGCAAGAGCAUCGUCAUGGUGAACACCCAAGCUGCUGCAGAUGUUGUUGAUUGCAGUAAUCCAAAGAAUUCAAAAUAUUAUGUCGUUGUUGUUCAGUAUAAUGCACGGCUUAAUGCUGAAAACAUCAAGAACUUCCUGUAUGAACUAAAUGAGAAGCAAAUACCCAAAAAGAGAUUUAACAUGAGGUUGGCACCAGAAGAGGAGUCACACAAACUUACUGGGUUUGUGCAUAACGCUGUCACUUGCAUUGGGAUGGAAACAACCAUACCGGUUAUCAUAGAUGAAGCUAUCACCAAAUUGGAUGAGGAUUUCUUCUGGCUGGGUGGUGGAGAAGUUGACCUCAAGCUCGGGAUGCGAACCUCACAAUUCUUAAGUGCCUUUAGUCCAUUCGUGGUGAAAUGCAGCUGA
Messenger RNA from Miscanthus lutarioriparius, 696 nucleotides. Lineage: Eukaryota; Viridiplantae; Streptophyta; Magnoliopsida; Poales; Poaceae. The record is from the annotation of a GenBank genome assembly.